AUGGCAUACUAUAAUGAUUCAGAGGAUGAAUUCAAAGCACUGCUAGACUGUAUCCCCGUUGUUAGGUUAAGUGGAGUUCCCCAAACCUACGCUAGAUUCUCAGUAGCUAGUAUAACUUUAGCAGCACCGUGCUGUUCGACCCCACCACCACCGUUCGAAGAGGCACCACCGAGGACCAGUAGAACCAAUUCCUCGUCAACAACCUCGUCCAGUGCGUCACGACGCCGUGGGGCUUCCAGUGCGAGUGUCAUGACGACGUCGUCGGCUUCGUCUUUGGCACUCACUCCAGCUGCCUUGAGUAGCGCCAGGAGCAAUGAAGCAAGUGUCUGCUGGACUCCUCCAGCAUCUGUUGAGGGAUCGACUCCAACGUGGACAGAGGGUACUCCGAGUUUUACAGAAUCAAGUAGCAGUGAACAAGGAUACCCAAUGACUCCAGGUCGUGGCGGCACUCCCAUCGAAGGUCGAAGGUCUCCACGCCCAGCCCCACCACCGAGAGCCACACCCAUCAACUGUCUCACUACGGAAGUGGUGAGCGAUGAACCAUCCCGUGACGGCCUAAGCCAAGUUCCCAGUCUCGCAGGAGACGUCCUGGUGAUGCAUCCCGAGCCUGAGUUGUCAAGGCCCUUCAGCGAGAACAGCUCUUCUUCCCUACAGCAAGAUUCUAUUAAAAAGCCUACGGGAGACUUCGCCCUAGUUCUUGAUUGGCUAUGA
Pieris macdunnoughi is the source of this 711-nucleotide messenger RNA. NCBI's taxonomy places the organism in Eukaryota, Metazoa, Arthropoda, Insecta, Lepidoptera, Pieridae. The record is from the annotation of a GenBank genome assembly.